AUGACCAUAGACAUCGACCAGGAGGUUGGGCGGUUUGCAGCCCUCAAGAAGAAGCAAAUGCAGGACUUGAUGAAGGAGAAGAACAAGGACAUUGCCGCGUUCAAGGAUCGCAUGAGGACCGCAGGCAACGUGACGGACCUUGUCAAUGUCUACCGUCGGUAUCUCGAAAGUCAAGGACCGGAAGAGGAGGGCGACGACUCGAACGCGGACGAUGACGUGGGCGAAUCCUCAAAACCCGCGGCACCCAGACAUUCACGCACUACCCGCGCCUCUGCAGCUGCAGCUACUACCACCGCCAUAGACGCAGCAACCGAUAACGCCGGUGACGAAAGCGAAAGCGAAAACAGCAUGUCUGCACAGAUCGACGUUGAAUCUGAGCGAAGUCUCUCCAGGUCGACCUUUCCCCCAAACGACAAGGUCAACUGGCCAGACAGCUUCUCAGCCAGUGAGCAAGCCACAGUACGUAAGUACUUGAAGAAGUACCUCAGCGACAAGCCACUCCUCUACACCCGGAAAGUCAAGCAAGACGACAUUUAUGAAGCUGCGCACGAUUUGGCAGACGGCUGGCCCUUGCCGUUUGGUAAAGUAACGGCUGUGGCUCAGCUGGCCUUCUUCGACGUCGUGUGCAAGCGGAACUCCUGGAAGUGGCCCUAUUUCCCAUCCGACGAAGCUGCGACCAACGAUGAAGCAUCGAGCCAAGGUGAAGAUGAGGGUACCGAGGGCGAGGACGCGGAAGAGACUGCGCCGAAGCAGGGCGGCAAAGCCGCAGGAAAGCGUCCCCGAGAGACGGCGGGUAGUGAUGAGGAUGGUGAUGAUGAUGAAGACAAGCCGGUCGCAAAGGCGAGUCGUAUUUCGCGUGGGGAUGGUACUGAGGAGCCACGUGGCAGAGCGCGCAUCGGUCACAAAGCCACAUCUGCGAGUUCGGGUGUCAAUGGAUCACGGAAGCACAGCUCGACCAAGAUUGCGGCUAUGGAUGAGCUGUCGGCAGUAGAAGAAGAUGAGGAAGAUGAGGAAGAUGAGAACACGUAG
This is a messenger RNA of Pyrenophora tritici-repentis Pt-1C-BFP, 1029 nucleotides long. The record is from RefSeq and is a predicted model, not a curated record. NCBI's taxonomy places the organism in Eukaryota, Fungi, Ascomycota, Dothideomycetes, Pleosporales, Pleosporaceae.